Molecule: messenger RNA, 7061 nt
Organism: Xiphophorus couchianus (Monterrey platyfish)
Lineage: Eukaryota; Metazoa; Chordata; Actinopteri; Cyprinodontiformes; Poeciliidae
Gene: foxh1
Product: forkhead box H1
Exons: 3
Coding region: 3593-5098 (501 amino acids)
Biological process (GO): transforming growth factor beta receptor signaling pathway; positive regulation of transcription by RNA polymerase II
Cellular component (GO): activin responsive factor complex
Molecular function (GO): transcription cis-regulatory region binding; DNA-binding transcription activator activity, RNA polymerase II-specific
Source: RefSeq, a predicted model, not a curated record
UUUAUUUAUUUAUUUUUUUGCUAAUUUGCUAGACAUUUCUGCUGUUGAUUAGGCUCUAAAAAUAUAUAAACAAUUUUGAUCCUUUAUAAUUUGACAAUGUAGUGAGCCAACCACUCUACUGAAACACAGCAGGAACCAUUGCCCGCUGUGGAGCAAUCAGUAGAGUUUUCCUAUAGGACUUAGAGUGUCAUUAUCAAAGGUUGUUAUACACACAGAUCAUUAGUUCAUCCACCAAACUUCAUAGCACUGUUUAGCUAUCAGGUGCAGCUCAACAGGCGGGUGGGCAGCUGUGAAGACUGGAUACACUUCCAGCAUAUCAGGUUGUCAAUAUGAUAAGAGUCCCAGUAUUCCAGCACGGGGUACUAAAGUGUCAUCCAGCCUUUCUGGCACUCCUGGUAAAGAAGCGACAAAAGCGUGUUUUUUUUUUUUUUUGGAGUAGAAAAAGGUUCCAUUAAACAGAAUAUUUCAACCUCUCAUUUGUGAACAUUUGCUCUGUAGGAAGCAAAUGCUCACAAUUUGCUUCCUACAGAGUAAAUUACAGAACAAUCUGCUCUGUAGGAAGAAAACUGUUCCUAUAGAACAAAAAGCUUCCUACAAACUACAGCACAAAAGCAAAAUGAACUUAAUUUUAUCAGAAUGUCAAAGCUUUAUGGACAUUUCAAUUAGCCUAGUGUCUUGUUUCCUUGGGGGAAUAAAUAUGACAUAACACCGAACAUUUCAUAUAGCCACUGGCCACCAAGAGAGGGAAGAGUGCUAAAAGAAAGAAACUCACUGUUAGAAAAGUGUAGGAAGGACAUUCCUUUUGGGCUGAACAACUAGUAGACUCUAUCCAGACACCAACUAGUUGAUUGGGAUUGAUGCUAAUAAAGAGAACAUUUUCUGUCAUGGACAAGAGGAUCCGCCGUCAUCCAUUUUGGAUAUACUUUUCCACAAUGGACAACAUUAUGGAAAAGUACAUAAUUUCCACUGUUAAGUAUGGUGGCUGAUCUGUGAUGCUGUGGGCCUCCUACUCUCCCAAAUGCCUUGGGAACCUGCACUGUAAAUUCUCUCUAAAAUGUACAUUUUCCCAUGUUAUUCAGAUAUCAAACGGUCCCCAAAGUUGAUCUGCAGGUUCAUUCUUGUUCCUAUUUUUCAGUAGAAAAAGAAAAAGAAUGCAGCGACCUGUCGGAGACAGACGACAUAAUUAAGACUUUCUUUCACUUUCCCCGUCCUCCUCGGCAGGCAUUUAAAGCCUGCCGAGGAAGGAUUUGUCCCAACACAAUCAGCCUAAAGAUGAACAGAAUUGUCCCUGAUGCUGUUCUAUUCACAGGGCGUCCCAUUCUUCCCCUGCUUCACUCGCUAAUCCAGUGAAAGCCAAUUAGCUCCCACUCCGACAGACAGGAAGAGAAAGCCUGACAGUUUUUAUCAGAUAGGUGUUUUUGGAAACGAACACGUCUCUGUUCAUGUGUAACACAUUCGGUUCUAUGAGCACGAAGUCAUGUAAGAACAAAGUUUCACCAAGCAACUUGGUCAAAAUUGGAUGCAGUGAAGAUGUAAGAUGGCAGUUGAACAAUAACCACUAGAGGGGGACAAAGUGUCAGCAAAAAUGUGACAAACUGAGAGAAGAAAACUGCAGAUUGCAGCAGGUGGUUGAUGGAAGCUUGUUGCUUAUUUUAGCAGCCAAGUUCAAACAGUUUGCAUAUUACUUCAAAGCUGAAAUAUUAAACGGUGAGUCCUUUUUGCCAGCGUCUCUAAAGAAGACAUUUUUUCCCCCCAAAUAUGUGUAGAGUAAACUAAAUUGUGGGCAGCUAUGGUGCCAGUUCAUAAAAAAAAAAAAAAAAAAAAAGUCUGUAAUUAGCACCUUAAAAAGUAACUGUUAAGUUUAUCUCCAGCUAACAUUUUAAGUUUUGUUGAUUCUCCUGGGAGAUUUAUAAUGUGAGCGAGUUUCCCCCAACAACUGGGUGUGGAAUCAUUGGUUCAUGUAUAAGGAUGAGGGUUCUGCCAAGCACAGCACUUAGCAGCCAGUAAAACAUCAGAAACCCCAAACAUGCUUUUGAAUGGAAGGCCUGCCCAGUAGCCGCUUCCUCUCAUGCUAAGAAGCUCUUCCCGGGUGGGAGCAGUCUCCAACCCCCCCAUGGGAGCUCCUUGUAAUCCAACUUGUUGUCUCUGGCUUGCUGGGAAGCAAGACUUUUACAUAUUAGCACUACAUUAACCUGAACAAAGGACCUGCAUUCCCGAAACUUUAGCGUCUGAGCACUGGAUGACUUUCUGCACAGUCCUAGAGAGCCCCACCUACCCUCCCUGCUGUGGAAAACAAUCCUGCUGGCAGAGUGUUCAGCAAUUGGGCCAAAUUAUGUUCAGAGGAUCAGGAAGCCCACAAUUAAAAUAUAUUUUUAUAUUUAAUAACUUUUGAAAGUCUUCCCUUUUCAGAAUUUGAAAAGCGUAUAGGGGGAACAAGCUGACUUCUUACUAUUAAAAUGUGUUAAUCCCAACGUUAAAAUCUAAAAUAAUUUCAUUCAAUUUGAUGAAACGACCAUUGAGCUGAUAAAGUGUAUCAGCUCAGAGUAUGCAUAUAUUAAUUUUAAAAAAUGUAUGCACCGAAAGACCUACGCACUACAUGAAUUUCAGGUCAGCAAGAAACACAUGGAAGUGGUAGCUGAAGAAGACCAGGAUGGACUCUACAGGUCAGAUUUUAGUAUCAUAGAUGUUAAAUUUUCAUUUUUGCUGUUUGAAGCAAAUUAAUUUUUCUCUGCCAAAACUCGCCCAUCUGCUGAAGUGUUGAAUUCUUUUCCCUCCUGUGACGUCACCAACAAAGAUAAACAAAUCUGUUUUUCUCCCUUAAAUGCGUUUUAUUUUCCAAAUAAUUUUGUGAUUUCGGGCUGUGGAAAUUCUCAGGUCAUGCAGGUGUGUUAUAUUGUCAGUAUACAUUUCUAAGUGAGGGGUAAAAAAAAAAAAAGAACAUGGAUAGUCUUUUAAGUAUUGAAUCUUUCAGUGUUUGUAUAUUAGCCAACAAUUUUGUAUAUUGCUCACGGAAAAUAGUUGAUUAGCUUUAAUCGAGAUUACUAAUCUCUCUACGGAACCCCCCGCUCCUUCCCGCACAAUCUGUAAUGUUUGACUUCAACAACAAAUUAAAGAUGCGCCUCUUAAGUUUAAGUCAAAAUGAGUCCUUUGCGCACUACCGAAGUUUCUCAAUAAACAAUGUUUUUGUCCCUUAAAAACACCGCCUUCUUAAGUCAUUGGUGCGUAAAUGUCCCAGGCGUUGUUCCAAAAGGAAUUCUGCCACAUCUGUUCUGCAAGUGGCUUGUUGAUAUUAUCAUAAUGGCAUUUUACUGUCUUUCUCUGUCCUUUUUUGUGCGCAAACCCUCCCCAACCCCCCAGGGCGAUCAGCCACUCUGCUCUCAGAUAACGCGCUAUUCCCCCCAGACCCUCCUCCACUGUUACGCAGCGGGAUUUACAUGAAACUGUUAAUUGUUUGCUCUUCAAAUAGAGUCAGCCUGGAGCCAGCAGUGUUCCAGAAGUUAAGGACCGACUCUCCGACCUCCCUUAUCCCUCCCCCCUUUCUUUCUCGCUCCUGACCGAUCACUCUCCCCCUCUUCUCCGGGGUUGCAUCAACAUGACAAAGCACUGGCCGGAGCAGAGCCGCCUGGCACCAGCCGCUCUGUGCCACAGUGGAGAACACCGCGACCAUCAACUUGACUUCUACAGAAAUGUGCAGCGGGGUUUUCCUUCCUGCGGUCUAGCCCAGCAGCGGCCUCAACAACCGGCUGAGAUGGCCCCCCAGCAGCAGCCCUCUGCACGCACCGAGCACUGUGGCGGUGCCACUGGACUCGUGGAUCAAACCAUUCCAGCCCACUCUUCGUACCAGGACGGCGACGACGCCAACACGAAGCUUCGGGAAGUGACGCGGGAGACGUGGAGGACUGAACGAGAGAAAAGCGGUUCUAACAGUGGGAAGAAGAAGAACUACCAGCGGUACCCCAAGCCACCCUAUUCUUACUUGGCUAUGAUCGCCAUGGUCAUCCAGCGGUCCCCAGAGAAGAAGCUUACACUAUCAGAGAUCCUGAAGGAGAUCAGUACCCUGUUUCCAUUUUUCAAAGGGAACUACAAAGGGUGGCGAGAUUCUGUGCGACACAACCUCUCCUCCUACAACUGCUUUGUUAAGGUGCUGAAGGAUCCAGGCAAACCUCAGGGUAAAGGGAACUUCUGGGCUGUGGACCUGAACCGUAUUCCUCUGGAUCUCCUGAAGAGGCAGAACACAGCUGUGUCGCGCCAAGACGAGACUAUCUUCGCUCAGGAUCUGGCCCCCUACAUCCUGCAGGGACACAAGCCGGAAUCUGAGCUGCCCCCUCCUCCGACUGAGUGUGUGACCUCUCUCCCGCCCGUGUCAUCAGGAAAUCCUUCACCGUCGCAGGGCGACUCAUUCAGGCCCAAGCUGGACUCGUCCUUUGCCAUCGAUUCCUUACUGCAGAGCCUGCGGCCGACGAGCGCUUCUGGGGAUGUGGUCCGAGACUGCUGGGGUGAGGUGGAGUGCCCUAGGCCCUCGCCGCCUCCACGCUCUCGUUACGCCUCCUCUGCCAGCUCGGUAAGCCCCGCCUCGACCUCUUCCUCCUCCUCUGAUGAGGAAUGGAAAGGCUUGUCCCACAGUGGGAAGCGUGUUCCUCCCAAUGGUGAAGCAGGAUCUGAGAGUUAUGAGGACUACAGACCGCCGUUGCACAAAUCUGCCAGACGGGAGAGUGUUGCUCCUCCGUGGGAGCUUCCAACCUCCUAUGCCAAGUAUGCUCCCCCAAAUGCAGUCGCCCCACCUAGCAUGCGGUUUAACGGAGGCCCCUUAAUGCCGCUGCAUGGCGGACUACCACUUUACAGCUACAGUAGCUCUCCCAUGGCGCCUGCCCACUUCAUAGGUCAGUCCUAUUGGCCGAUUCUCCCCAGCAGGCGAGUCUCGGUUCAGCCCCCUCCUCUGCUCAUGGACUUGGACAACAUGCUGCAGUCGGUUCCUCCAAAUAAGAGCGUGUUCGAUGCACUGCUGCCUGUUAAUCAGAACACUUACUCACAUCACCAACCGCAGAGCCAGUACACCCUGCAGAACGGGACUCAUCUCAACAGGUAUCACCAAUACUGAGAGUCAUUCACACACCAAACAAGGAAUCCAAACAGGAAGUUAACAAUAAGCUCCAGACAAUCUCUUUGAUAGUUUCCUGCUGGCCAGAAGCUGGUUUUUCUUGUUUUUUUUCCCUGUUUUUUUUAUUUACAUGUUGGUGUGUUUUAAAACAAAUUGCAAUUCUGCCUUCAGCAUUGAGUUUCAUUGAAGCAAAACUACCUAAAAAAAAAAGCUAUGCAACACAACAGACAUCUACCUCAGUGUUUCAAUGAAACGUCGUGCCGCUACACUCUUUGCACUGCAGAUUUUGUUUGCACAGUUGUUUAAUACAAUGUCUUGAGGAUUGUUUUUAAUGCUGUCUAUCCAUUGUGACUAUUGAAUGUAUUACAUGGUGACUCGUGGAAAAAACCAGCUGCGAAGUCCAAAAUGGCAAGUAGUUCGUUACUGAUGGCUAUCAGGUUUUUUCCACGUUGCAUUACACUCAGGCUGAUUUUAGGAUGUAUGUAAAGGUUUUACCUUCUUUGUUCUGCUUGCAAGAGAAAACAAAAAAAAAAUUCAACACAUUUUGAAUCACUUGAGCUCACUUUUAGAACACUCAGCAUCAGUGUGGCUCUAAUAAUGGAAAAUUUAGCUUUAACAAUUACAUUUUUUUCUAGAUUUUUACUUGCACUAUUUACCUGAUGAUCUUCCAAAGGACACCACUUUUAGAUGUUUCCCUACCUCGACUGAAGAAUGUAAUACAAGCUUCCCAUCAUCUUUAACUACUGACCAAUAUGUAACUAUGCAUCCGUAGAGAUCUCUAGAAGUCUAACGGGUUUCUAAAAAGUUUAUUUUAACAGUGCUGCUCAGGACAAAUAAAAUUUACAUUUGAACAAAACUGACUUAGGUUCAUUGCAUUGUUUCUGUUAUUUUUAAUUUUUUUCAAAGACUGGGUAAAGUAAUCCUAUAUGCUUCCGGUAAAGGAUUUUUGUGUUGACAAUUUAAACCAUGAAAAUUGUUGAAGCUGUAAUUAUGAAGGCAACAUAAAGAAAAAAAGAAGUAAUAUUUUGAAAGGGCACUGAUUUUAAAUAUGUGACUAAGCAAAAUAAUGCUGGCCUAAAAAUUUUUUGUAACUUUGUCCGGCUGGUGAAUAUAAAUCUGAAAAAGUGUACAACUUAAGAUACGUUCUUCCAGAAGUAUAUUUAUUUACCAGAACUGGAAUUUCUUAGUGGAGCGGCGAUAUUAACGUGGCAACAAAACACUCCAAAAGGACUCCAUCGAAACGAAAUGAAGACAUUUUAGCACUGGGGUCAAUAUUAAAGCUCAUGCAUAUUUUGAAUUUAGAAAAAACGAAGUGUAACGUACUCUAUUCACAUUUUUUUUAAUCAUCUCCAGUUGACCAUUUUGCUACAGGCACUUGAGUUCAGAAAUUGGGAGUUUCCAGCGCUCCUCUUUCUCUUGCAGCACUCUGAUUUACAUCAGCAGUCCAGCAGUCGUCAGCCUCCCGCUGAUUUCCCCGCCCCCUGCUGUGACCACUAUCUCUGUAUCAGCUGCCUACACAUGCAUGCCUGCCUGCAUGCACUCCCUCCCUCACCAUCCUUCCUCCCUCUGCUCAUGAUCAUUCCUGACACCAAAGGUGGGAGGAGGGGGAACAUUGCUUUUAUCCAUCACAACCAUUCUAACCAUACUGGGUGCUACUACCUGUCACGCAUCAAGUUUGCAGGUGUGGAAAUUGUUUUUUAUGUUUCAAAACAUGGAAUUUAAACUAUUUUCUGUUAACAAAUGGGAUUUAUUUAUCAAACUUUUUUUUUUACAAGAGGUAUAAAGAACAGAUUGUUGGCUUGAGAAAAGUGCUUGCUCAAUUCACAUAUCACUUAAGUUCAUCUUGACAUUUGCUAAAAAUAGCAUUCAGAAAAAUACACACUGUGCGAUGCUUUUUGCAAACUCAGAGGUUUGCAAAAACGUCAUAGAUUCAGGAAUAUACAUCCAACAAAAAGUGAAAUUU